AUGGCCCCAGCAUUGAACACUAUUCAGCAAGAUCUCCAUUUCCAAUCCACCCUCCUUGUCAUCUUAUCUCUGUCAGUCUUCCUUUUAGGCACUGCGGUGCCACCUCUGUUUACGGCUCCCCUCUCCGAAGGUUUUGGGAGAUCGAUAGUCCUUCAGUCAACUAAUGUCUUCUACAUCAUCUUCAAUACCCUGUGUGAUGCUGCGAAAACCCAGAAUCAACUAAUUGUCUUCCGUUUCCUCGCCGGCUUGGGUGGAGCCGGUCCCUUUGCUAUUGGAAGUGGCAUCACUGCCGAUCUGUUCCGAUCUCGCGAAAGGGGCUGA
Molecule: messenger RNA, 321 nt
Organism: Letharia columbiana
Lineage: Eukaryota; Fungi; Ascomycota; Lecanoromycetes; Lecanorales; Parmeliaceae
Exons: 2
Coding region: 1-321 (106 amino acids)
Biological process (GO): transmembrane transport
Molecular function (GO): transmembrane transporter activity
Source: RefSeq, a predicted model, not a curated record